CUGAACAACGAUUUUUUUUGCAAAUUUGGUUUUUUUUUCUAUUCUAUAAGUCUGAAAACUUUGGUUUCGCGACUCCAACUCAUACUUGACACGUAAAAGUUAAAUGGAACGGAUUAAUAAAAUAAAAAAAAAACUUUAAAAAAAAUUAAGAUGUCGCGUCGACCCCGCUCGAGGCACAGGCUCUGCUCAUAUUCAUCCUUUUAAUAGAUUAGUAAGAUUAAAAAAAAGUGACACGUGACGAUAAAAUUUUCCCAACGUCGAUAAAUAAUUUUCACCUCAAAAUAGAAUUUUACAUUUCAUUGUUCAUCGGCUUGCGUCGCUGACUGUACGUCUGUACGAGCAACAUUUCAUUAAAGAGGAUGUGAUUAUCCGCAGAGGCGGUCUCAUCAACUACAUUUAUACAGCAUUGCAUCUCGAGAUACUAUCUCGUGUGUAGCUUCAUGUAGGGCUGUUGUAUUGUAAUAUUGAAGUUUAUGUUAUUGACUUAUCAUAGUAUACAGGUAGGUACCCCUGCAGUCGAGUGAAAUUUCUGCUAUCAUUAACGUCAUCAUUAAAGAUUUGAGAAGAUAAUAUGGAUGUAAUUAGAUCGGUCGAAUUUAUUUUACACACGUUGCUUGCUAAGCAAUAUCAUCUGUAUUAUUUGUCGGUCACUGCUGACCGCCAUGGCGUUUGAUGGUUUAUUUAUGUAUUUGUCGCCCGUCCAGGUGAUUAAUGUAAAGCAUUUCCGCGAUCACAGCUGAAGCUAGUAAUGCCAUGAACGCCAAUUUUUAUUUUUUGUAUAAAAGAAAUAAAAUAAUAUUUCGUAUACUGCUUUUACUUCUCCGUUUAACUACUUAAACAAUAAUACACACAAUAUAACACUCAAAUUAUUACAUGCCUAUUAUCACAAUAAUAUAAUCUCUAACUAUUCUUCAUAAAAGGUUAAAGUAUUAAAAGAAUAAAACAACUCGUAACUAACUCAGUAUAACUUUUUAAUUACUUACAAAACACGUACAUAGUUGCUACCAAAGUUACAUAAUUUUAUCACAUGGUAACACUGAAUAUAGAACAAUUGUGGGCAACGUUCAAACUUUGCCGAAAAUUCAAAGUCUGGCAACCCUUAAUAACAGUACGUGUGCUUCUAAAAUGGUAGAUUUAUGUCUAGACUGUGGUGGCAUAGAUAAUUAAUUCUGACGUUUCUAUUGUCUUGGCUAGAUGAAGACAUGUAAUAAGACUGCAAUGAAGGAAACUACAAGAUCAAAAUUUGUACAAAUUGAAAUUGUGUUACAGGACCAUGCGAAAUGGUUUUAAAGUUACAAUAAAAUCAACUGUUAUUGCUUUGGAACAUAUGAAACUAAAGUAUUGAAUUGGCUGCUUUAUAAUCUUACUUGGUGGUCAAUAAAAUAAAACGCAAAAAGUGUAAAGUGUAAAGUGUAAAGCGAAAAACUUGACGUACAUAAAUACUGAGCACCCCGUGGUCACAUAUGUAGACAAGAAUGUCUUCGAAUACUUCAAUUUGACAAAUCAUCGAAUGAACCGGCACGACCCCAGAUACUACGUUGGAAUAAACACCAAGACGUUGGUUGUAGUCGGUAACAAUAUAAAGUUGGACUUCUAUUUCUACCAGUUCCUAACGAACAGGUAUCGUCCGAGUUUCAUAGAGAUGCACUUUAAAUUCUGUGAACUUGUAGCGGACUCGUUCAUUGGAGCUACUUUGAAACGAGCCUUCAACGACAGGACCUGUCCUUAUCCUCCGGGUAUUUACGACCUUGAAAACCUGUCCCUAGCUUACGUACCAAAAGGCUUUCCAUUCACAAAAGGCCGUAUUAUCUGCAACCUCACGAUGACCGAGCGGUCUGGCACAACCAAAUACGUUGGACACGGAUACAUUGACAUAGAAGUCAAAGUGGCAAAAAAUAUUAAUCGGGAAAAGAAACCCAAACAAUAAAAUAUAUGAAUAACGAAAAUUGUGUUGUUUUAUUAUCCUGUUUAACCAAAUGACGACGGCAAUAAAAAUAUUUUGCAUCUGGAAAUAUCAACUGUGAAAAAUAUUUAGGUAAUCAUUCGGUAACUGUAUGGUGUACUCUGGUUGUGCUUCAAAUAUUUUACAUGUACGUCUUCUUUUUCUUAUAGGCCAGAUAGGCAGUCGCUCCUUAUAAAAUGAAGAAGGAAGACCUUAUAGGGAGAACUUAUAGAAAGUAUUUAGGUGCCUCCGGUUAGUCUGGAAAUCGACCAAAAUAUAGUCGGGAAAAGGCUAGAAUGACGAUCUUCUUCUUAUAAUGCCGUCACUUUCGGAGGUUGGCAAUCAUUUCGACUAUUUAUAAUAUGUACACUGCCGUACGGAAGUACGACCCACUACCCAUAACGUAGAUUUUACAUCCAAUAAAAAUACAUACUCGUCGUAAAUAUCUCAUUUGCAAAAGGCAUAAGACAAUCUCAUGCAGAAAACUGACUGAGUGACCCUGCCACUCCCGAAAAGAAAUCAGUUGCAGUAAAAAAGGCGCACUCUAGGCCCUGUAAUUCGUCAUCUCCCUUCCACUAUAGCCUCAGAUUAGGUGGCAGGUCUGUAGUAUAAAUUGAACUGCAUUUAAACCAUCGUAUGCAUAAUAAAUUACACAGUUUAUGUAACAGACAUGAUCGCAUGUUUGAUGUAUCUAAUUUCCCUAUACCAAUUACCUCAUCGCUAAAUUGGUAUUUGUUGGAAAAUGUUUGCACAGCGGUCAAACAUGGGAUAUCUAAUCAAUUUCCAUUUUAGAUACACUGUUUAUAUUAUGGAUCUUUGAUUUGUAAUUUAAGCUGUGCUAGCCGCGGCAGGGUCAGUUAGAUGGCUGACUAUUAAUGAAUAAAUUGAUAUCCUCAAAUCUUCGGUCUUUUAAAGAAUAGAAAGAAAAAGUCAAAUUAGCAAAUAUAAGAUAAAUUAUCAAUUCUCCGCCAGUUAUACCAAUAUUCGUCAUCUCCCUAAACGUUACCCAAAAACCAUAAGUAGGUCAGAAUAGAUGGUCCAUAUUUGUCGUAAGAUAACAGGGCUCAGGGUAUUGUGGGCAACAUUUGAGCCGUGUAAUAUACACAAAACAGGCUGAUCUCUUAUAGAAUGUGUACCUUUCAUAUUUCAUGCAAAAAGGUUCUUACGACAGCCGGUGAUAGGGUAAAUACAGAUCGACGAACAAGAUUACGAGGGUGCGAUUAUUUUUGUGAAGCUUAAACGAUUUUUUAUUGAUGGUUGCCUGUCGCCGUCAGCAGCGGACUAUGAAGUGUUUUUUAUGCCGUUUAGGAGUAGUUUAAGGACCUAGACAUGUUUCCACAAUCAGCAUUAGGAAUAACUCUGCAAUGAUACUUAUUAGGAAUCAUAUUAUUUUAAUGUAAUAUAAUAUAAUAUAAAUAUAAUAAUAAAAGACUACUUAUAAACGUCUCAUAGCUGGGCAUAGGCCUCCUACCAUGCAGGGAAGGGUUGAGCAUAGAUCACCGCGCUAGCUCACUGCGGAGUGGCGAUUUCAGAUUCCAAUAUUUAGUAGCCAGAUUUUAUUACGAUGAUCCCUUCAUUUUUAGUCAGUCGUGUCUUAGAAUGAUUAAGAAAGUAUAACAUCUAAAUGUCACAUUGGUUCUUGGCGUUUUGAUUAAACCUACGCCUUUGCAUACAAAUCCAUUCAAAGAACCACAAGGAAAGCAGAUUAUUAUUUCAACGUACUCCAUCAAAGUACAGAUACCAUAGUUUUUAAAAAGAAGUAGUUAUCGAUUUUUUG
Molecule: messenger RNA, 3719 nt
Organism: Trichoplusia ni (cabbage looper)
Lineage: Eukaryota; Metazoa; Arthropoda; Insecta; Lepidoptera; Noctuidae
Exons: 4
Coding region: 1511-1927 (138 amino acids)
Source: RefSeq, a predicted model, not a curated record